Messenger RNA from Aspergillus aculeatus ATCC 16872, 1155 nucleotides. RefSeq names its product ribosome biogenesis TSR3 family protein. Gene Ontology annotation, biological process: maturation of SSU-rRNA. The record is from RefSeq and is a predicted model, not a curated record. Lineage: Eukaryota; Fungi; Ascomycota; Eurotiomycetes; Eurotiales; Aspergillaceae. Bases 1 to 1155 code for a protein of 384 amino acids. The transcript has 3 exons. Gene Ontology annotation, molecular function: rRNA small subunit aminocarboxypropyltransferase activity.
AUGGUCCGCCACAAGAAGGACAACUUCUCCCGCGGCGGCAAGAAAUUCUCCUCCGCCCCGCGCUCUCGUCCCCCUCCUCCCCGCGGCGGCGGCGGCGUCGGCGGCGGUGAUGGCGACAGUGACACCGAGCAGGGCGGUUACUCUCGUCCUCCCUUCAAGGCUGCCUGCUGGGACAUGGGCCACUGCGAUCCGAAGCGAUGUUCCGGCAAACGAUUGAUGAAUUUCGGCCUGAUGCGUGAGUUGGCGAUCGGCCAGCGCUUUCCCGGUGUCGUGAUCUCGCCCAACGCCAAAAAAGUCGUCUCCCCCGCUGACAAGGACCUUAUGGAACAAUUCGGUGCUGCGGUGGUAGAAUGCUCGUGGGUGCGCACCAAGGAGGUCCCUUGGUCGAGAAUCGGGGGCAAGUGUGAACGAUUGCUCCCCUACCUCAUUGCCGCCAACACCGUCAACUACGGCAAACCUUGGCGUCUGAACUGCGUCGAAGCCCUGGCGGCCUGUUUCUGUAUCUGCGGCCACGAGGACUGGGCUCGCGAAGUCCUCAAACCCUUCCGCUACGGUGAGGCCUUCAUGGAGAUCAACGCCAAGCUUUUUAAGCGCUACGCUGCCUGUGCCGAUGAGGAGGAAGUGAAGCGCGCCGAGGAGGAUUGGCUCGCCAAGAUCGAGAGGGAGUACGAGGAGAGUCGGGCCACAGGUGCGGACGAUAUGUGGACCGUCGGAAACACGAACCGGAGGGCUGAGAGUGAUUCGGAGGAAGACGAUGAGGACAAAGAGGAUGAAGAGGAAGACGAGGAGGAGGAUAAGGAUCCGUUCGCCAUCUCGGAUGAUUCGGAGGAGGAAGAGCAGAUGGCUGCGAUCAGAGCGAAGAUCUUGAAUUCCAAGGCGUUCCAGAAUCCCGAGGUCGAGGAGAAGGUGAAGCCCGAGCGGAUCGCGAGACCCGAAGAAGAGACCAUUCCACAGCAGUUGAAAGAUGAUUCAGAUGCGGAGUCGGGGUCGGCCGAAGGCGGCAGUGAUGAUGAGGAGGAUGCUUUCGAUAACAUCAUCAAUGCCACGCCUGUGACGGAUCGCACGGGCAUUAUCGCGGCUCAGAAAAAGAAGCAGCGGGAGACGGUCAGUGCCUCCUUUUCGAGGACGGUGGUCGAUGCGCCUAAAAGGUGGUAG